Cebus imitator (Panamanian white-faced capuchin) is the source of this 2854-nucleotide messenger RNA. RefSeq names its product zinc finger protein 793 (gene ZNF793). Lineage: Eukaryota; Metazoa; Chordata; Mammalia; Primates; Cebidae. The transcript is spliced from 10 exons. Bases 1167 to 2279 code for a protein of 370 amino acids. Gene Ontology annotation, molecular function: RNA polymerase II cis-regulatory region sequence-specific DNA binding; DNA-binding transcription repressor activity, RNA polymerase II-specific. The record is from RefSeq and is a predicted model, not a curated record. Gene Ontology annotation, biological process: negative regulation of transcription by RNA polymerase II.
AAAGGGCUUAAUUAUCAGUUGUACGGCACAGCGUUAAACAUGGCCGCCCCCAGUAAGAGUCAAGCAGGAGCCGCCAUCAUAUGUCCCAUUACAGCUUUGAGAAACCCAGAAUCCUGUUCUCUGGAAUGUUGCCGGGUGGCGGCUGAUAGCUUAAAUGUCGCAAUUGAGUCUGCGCACCGGCCAUUCAGGAUGGGACGACCUAAUACUGCAGUGAGGCGGCGUGGCAGCACGAUCAAUUUCGGACUGAGGGCACGGAUCCAGCAUAAAUGGGAAGGGUCAGUUUGAGAAACGGUCAAACCUGGAGACCGGUGGAGGAGAGUGACCCGGCGACUACGGUGGCCGACUGGGUUCUUUCUGGCAAAGGUAAUGACCUAUGCAUCCGUGACAGCAUCCCACGAGUGAGCCUGGUUUCUGGCAAUCCAUUCUGACUCUGUGACAGCUGGGAUAGAUGUGACCUUGUUUGUGGUUGGAAAACAAAUUUACUGGGUGAGGAAACAGGCCUAGAGAGGCAAAGUGUCUGGCCUAGAUUCUCUCAGUCAGAGGAAUUACUUGGCCUCUAGCUUGUAUCUGAGUCAUUCCCUGGCUGAGGGAGUGACUCAGACACAAGGGUCUUUGUGGAAGUUCCCCCUGCCCCAGUCCCAGAGUGGAACCAUUACUCAGGUUUUCUGGGUGCCCUUCAGACCUUUGGCUCCUGCCACCUUGCUGCAUGGUAGGGCUCUCUAGCUCCUGCCAGCAGAGCCACAGGACGUUGGUCACAACAUCUACAGGAGGCCCUGCCAAGCCCUGCAGGUUCCAAUCCAGGAUCAUAUGCUGCCUUUAGGUGACACAACCCUUUAGUCUCCUUUAAUCAAGAGCAGUUUCUCAGUCUUCGUCUUCCAUGAGGUCGACAUUUUUGAAGAGUAUAGGUGUCAGAUCUUUUUCCAAGAACAGCAGAAAAUGAUCAACUACCAGGCCUUUGUUCAUGCUGCUCCCCUGCAUAGAAUGCAGUUUUCCAUCUUCCUGCAGAGAAGAAAGACUCAGCUCUCCAUAUCCCUGGUCUUUGAGGAAUAACCAGACCCUGAAAAAUUUAACAGACACCUGUGUCAUUCAAAGAUGUGGUUGUGGGCUUCACCCAAGAGGAGUGGCACCAGCUGAAUCCUACUCAGAGGGCUCUGUAUCGGGAUGUGAUGCUGGAAACCUAUAGCAACCUCGUCUCAGUGGGUUACGAAGGCACCAAACCAGAUGUGAUCCUCAGGCUGGAGCAAGAAGAAGCACCAUGGAUUGGUGAGGCAGCAUGCCUGGGCUGCCACUGUUGGGAAGACACCUGGCAAGUUAAUAUCCAGAGGAAAAGACGGCAAGACAUGAUUUUGAGGCAAGGUGCAGCCAUAAGCAAGAAAACACUGGCCAAGGAAAAAAGCCGUGACUAUAGUAAGUUUGGGAAAAUAUCACGUCUGAGCUCUGAUCUUUUUUCUUCAAUCCAGAGCCCUAAUAACUGGAACCCUCGUGGAAAGAAUUUGAGCCAUAAUUUAGACUUCACUGGUUUUAAGAGAAACUGUGCAAAAAAGCAAGAUGAGUGUUAUGGUUAUGGGAAAUUGCUUCAGUGUAUAAAUCAUGGUAGACGACCUAAUGGAGAGAAGCCCUGGGGAUGCAGUCAUUGUGAGAAAGCUUUCACCCAGAACCCAGCACUUAUGUACAAACCAACAGUAAGUGAUUCUCUCGUGUACAAACGGAAGAGGGUUCCACCUACAGAGAAACCCCAUGUCUGUAGUGAGUGUGGGAAAGCCUUCUGCUACAAGUCUGAAUUCAUUAGGCAUCAGAGAAGUCACACUGGGGAAAAGCCUUAUGGGUGCACUGACUGUGGGAAAGCCUUUUCACAUAAGUCAACCCUCAUCAAACACCAGAGGAUUCACACUGGGGUAAGACCCUUUGAAUGCUUUUUCUGUGGGAAAGCCUUCACCCAGAAGUCACACCGCACAGAACAUCAGAGAACACAUACAGGAGAGAGACCCUUCAUGUGUAGUGAAUGCGGGAAAUCAUUUGGCGAGAAGUCAUACCUCAACGUACAUCGAAAAAUGCACACAGGAGAAAGACCCUAUCGUUGCAGAGAAUGUGGAAAAUCCUUCAGCCAGAAGUCAUGCCUCAAUAAACAUUGGAGAACCCACACGGGAGAGAAGCCCUAUGAGUGCAAUGAAUGUGGGAAAGCUUUCUACCAGAAGCCAAACCUCAGUAGACAUCAGAAAAUUCAUGCUAGGAAGAAUGCCUACAGGAAUGAAAACUUAGUAAUUGUAGGAAAUCCUUGAGCAAAAUAUCUGGUUUCAUUGUAUGAAGGGAAUUUAUCCUAAGGAGAAAUCUUACCAUUUUAAUAAAUUUUGACAGUGUUUUAUUAUCAUGGAAUCAUGAUCUAAUUGUAACACAGACUUUUCUAGAAAAUACUUUAUAAAACAUAAGCAUGGUCACCCUGGCAUGUAAAUGAUUAAAAAUGUAUUAAAUGGAAUAACAACAGAAUACAAAACAUCUGUGAAGAGACUUAAAGGCACACUAUGACAUAUUCCACAGUGAGCCAUACAAUCAGCACUAUUUUUAUUUUGGAAUUGUAAAUAUGAAUUUAACAUAAAAUGUGAAUAUCACACACAUGUCACAUAAUAUAUAGAAUGCCAUUCACAAAACUUUUUCACUUUAAGUGUCAUCAUUGCCUUUUGAUGUCUUAACAAUACAAAAAAAUAACAAUAAUGACAUGGCCCACUAUUGUUUUAAAAAAACUUUAAUAUACCAGCUACAUUUUCCCACCUUUUUGUAAUGCAUGUAAAUGGCUAUAGAGGUUGUUAUUGUCCUCUGCAGAAUAAUAAAGCAGUGUUUUUUAAAUGUAUUUUGAUAA